Messenger RNA from Gallus gallus (chicken), 6999 nucleotides. Its product is annotated as PHD finger protein 7-like. Gene Ontology annotation, cellular component: nucleus. The coding region runs from base 300 to 1598 and encodes 432 amino acids. NCBI's taxonomy places the organism in Eukaryota, Metazoa, Chordata, Aves, Galliformes, Phasianidae. The record is from RefSeq and is a predicted model, not a curated record. The transcript is spliced from 6 exons.
AGACCCCCAGGAGAGGAAUCUGUGGCCUUUGACCAUGCUGUCCUCGCACACAGAGUCAAGCAGGCAAACCAGAAGGUGAGGACCUGUACAGAAAAGGCACAUUUGUGCCAGGAGGUCUCACACCUGGACACAAAGAAAGCCAUCGCAGCCCUGCCAACCACAGCCAGGACAAUGUCCUAGCCCUAGGAGUUUAGCCCUGUCCACCUGGCAGCUUUGCAGAGUGUGACCCAGCACUGCCCGCAUUCUGUGCCCUGCCCAGAGGUGUGGGGCUGGCUGUGGAGGCCCCGAGCCUGUCGCUGAUGGGGCUCUUCUGCUCUUUCCAGCAAUGCUGUGUUUGCGGCGAGAGGGGGGCCGCCAUCACAUGCGCAGAGAGCGGCUGUGAACGCAGCUUCCAUCUGCCCUGCGCUGCGGAUGGCGAGUGCAUCACCCAGUACUUCGGAGAGCACAGGUCCUUCUGCUGGGAGCACCGCCCUCGACAGGCAGCAGUGGCAGCUCCAGCUGAAGACACCUCCUGCGUCAUCUGCCAGGAGACCGUGGGGGACUGCCCGUCCUACCACACCCUGGUGUGCCCAGCGUGCACACACACCUGGUUCCACCGGGCCUGCAUCCAGCAACAUGCCUUGAAUGCUGGCACGGUGUGCUUCCGCUGCCCUGCUUGCAGAGACAGUACCGUCUUCUGCACGGAAAUGUCCACCAUGGGGAUCCAAAUCCCAGCCAGAAGACCGCUAUGGGAAGACAACCGCACGUACACAUCACUGCUGGAGAGGCACAGGCGCUGCGACGCCAGGAAGUGCCUUUACCCCCGAGGCAGACGGCAGGCAGAUCUAAGGGGGCCCUGGCAGCUGAUCCUGUGCAGCUCCUGUGCUGCUGUGGGCACCCACCGACGGUGCUCCUGCUUGAGCAACACAACCACCACCUGGGAGUGCGACAGCUGUGCUGGCCUGGGUACCGCCUCCAGCACCAUCGCGCAGCUCACUGCACUCAGUGCUGCCAGCCAGGACGGCCAGGGGACAUCCCACAGCCUCCAGCAACCAGAGCACAGCAGGGCCGGCCCCACCAGCCAGGCAGCAUCAGCGCCAUCACACACUUCCCAGCUGCCACAGCUCAGCAGUCAGAACAGUGAGUCGGGACAGACAGAACACGGGACAACCCGCUCACAUUUUCCUGACCCUCAGGAUGCAUCUGAGCUGCACCAAGCACACUGUGGCAGCAGAUGUGCAGCAGCACCAAGCGCUGAAAGCAGCUCACACCCAUCCACCAGACGGGGCACAUCGGGAUCCUCCAGAGCAGCCAGAGCGCCUGCGCGCAGGAGGCAUCCCAGGCAGCAGGGAACAAGCCGGUCACGGAGCCGCUCCCCGCUGCAAGGUCCGGCUCCUCGUUCCCACAGCCGGACCAGAAGACCUCAAGGCAGCAGGAGAACAGCAGCUCCAGCUGCUCAGAACAGCACCCACAGCACCAGCAGAGCAGCCACACAGAGGACCUCGAGGGCUUCCCUGCCUUCACACACUGGGGAACGGCCCAGGCAGCCAGGGGAGGCCCGCAUGCAAAGACGUUCCUCAGUGGCACAUCGAGCCCCACAUGUCAGCAGCCGGCCCUGAGGAGGCUGCAGGACACGGUACCAACAGCAGGGGCUGUUUCCUUGUGGCUAACAAGGCCAAUUGCAGCCUGGGGUGUUGUCAAAAGUGAGUGGCCAGGAGCACGAAAGAUGUUCUACCUGGAGUGUUAUAAUAAACCUGCCGUAGCAGGGGGAGCUGGACUAGAUAAUCUCCUGAGGCUGCUUCCAACUGCUACGAUUUUUUUGACUGACCAACUAUAUGCAGCUGCUUUUUUUUCCAAAAUAGUUUUCAUGGACUUGUUUUCAAAUUAUUAUCAUUUUCUAUUUUUAUAUACAUUAUAUUUUUUUAUAUUUUAUUAUUUUUUAUAAUAAAAAUAUAAUUACCAGUCUUUUGUCAAGUCUUGAGAAUAUUACGAAUCCAGUAUGUGGAGGCAAGGCAAAACAUAUCCCUCUUAAUUAUUCAACACUGUCCUGCCUGUACAUAUUUACUACAACUACGGAAUAGCCUCUCUCCUCAUGUGUGCAUACACUAGUGUGAAUUAAUUCAUUUUCCAGCAGUAUGCAGUAUGAUCCCCACUAAUGACAUGGGUUUUCCCCAAGGGAACUAAAUGGAUUGUCCAUGCCAGUGCACAAAAUGCACAAAACAACUUCCAGCUCCAGCAGAGAUUAUCAGAUUGCUCAGAGUAUGACCUGUCAGGCAGCAUUUUUCAACCUGCUCAUCCAUAAUCUCUUUUAGAUGGGUUUCCCCACCUCCUUAUCCUUCCUGCUUUGUUUUGCCUGAAAUUCAAUCAAAGAUGAAUUAGGUUUUAGAAAACAACCAACACUGUGGCUAUUAAGUUGCACUGGAAAUUGUAGACCCCUGUGUUAAUUCUGCUAUAGCUUUUACUUCUUGCAUUUUAAUGCAAAAUUGCUUCCCUCUGGAGACUGCCACUGAUAUUGGCAUGAAAUCACAAGGGGCUCAAAGUGAACUCCAGCACCAAUAAAAAGGAGCUAACUGAACCUGAGCACACAUUAAGAAUUGCAGGAAAACAGACAGAACUUUAAUCACAAUUCUCUCAAAUGCAGCCUGGGAUUUAGAAAUGCUGUUAUUCUAGGAUAGGACCCUAAUAUAGUGCUUAAUCAAAGCCACUGCUAGCACGAGAAAUAACCCGGUGACUUUAAUAAAAAACAAUUUCAUAGGAGUCAGUGUGUCAGGAUCACACCAUAUGUAAUAUAACAAACUGCAGAAAGGAGAAUGACCGGACUUUGCUGAAUGUUUUUGUACAUUUCUAAAGACACUUAAGAUUUCUCCUACAUUUUGACCAGAGAACUCCUAUUUGCUCUGCGUUACAGAACUCCAUUAAGAGCUCUCUAAAAUUACCAUUUGUAUUUGUUGUCGCUGUUGUGUCGUAGCAGUAAGAAAAGCACAGAAGGUACAUGUUUAAAAACGCCAUUCAAGCAGCAGUCAUACUCUUAUUUUAAAAGACCUACAUCAGCAAAAACUGCCUUUCCUGUACUGACAGCAUCCUGACCCACUGAAUGCCAAGCCAAGUCUAAUGGCUGCAAUUUGGUUUCAAGGUGGCAGAGGAAUGGGCACAAACCCAAGGUAUUCCCACGUCAAGUGGUAUACUCCCUAAGAGCGGAAGCUUCUUCCUGCAGCAAUGCUCAGAAGCCUGGACAACAGUAUUUCCAAUCUGUGUUCUAUCAUCUGUAACUGCAGUCUGGAAAUCCAACAUUCUCUCUUUAAAAAUAGAUAUAAGACAUUCUGCAUCUGAAAGGAGUAAAGGAGUACUGAGUUCAGAGGUCCCCCUCUGCUGUGGUCCUAACCUUUCAGCUUCAAAGAGCCACAAAACUUACUUUGAAAAGUACCCCUCAUCAAGAAAAAUCAGAGGCAGAAGAAUCCUCAUCUGAUGCAGGACUGCUCAGACAGCACUUUCCCCCCUAUUUUUCCCCUACAACGGCUACUUACAAGCGAGGAAAGCAGCGAAGCUCCAACACAGGAAGGGAGCUGUGUUAUUGCGAGUGACACUCAGUAAUACAAAGGUCCCACAACACAGGAGAAACUGCAGAACUAAAAGGUUUCCCACCUCCCCCAGAAUUUUAAAAUCUGUACUGCACUCCUACAGCAAGGUGCUGUGCUGCAGGGUGCAGAGAAAGAAGUUAUCUGUUGGCACCAGGAGUGGGCAAGCAUGGGUCCUCUGUGGGUUCUGCACCCCAAAAGCUGAUGGCAAGCCCAACUAUCCAACAGAACACUGCUGGGCAAUUGCAGUGACGCUCCACACUCCAACCCAUGGCAUUUGAUAUAAAUCAAUGCACUGACGUCAGCCAAAAACUGCUUGCUCUUCAAGGAGGAACUUCCAUCCUUUUCAAAGAAUCACAGGAUCAUUAAGGUUGGAAAAGACCUCUGAGAUCAUCCAGACCAACCAUUCACCUACUACCAAUACUGCCCACUAAAUCAUGACCCUAAGCACCACAUCUCCACAUUUCUUAAGUGCCACUAAGGAUGCUGACUCUACCACUUCCCUGGGCAGCCUGUCCAAUGCCUGAACACUCUCACUGAGAAGAAAUUCUUCCUAACAUCCAACCAUUUAAUAAUGGGAUUUUUAGGUAUGGCUGAUGCUUGGCUCAGCUGUCCAAGAGCAGAGAAAAUCAAUGGGUAUAGGCAGGGAAAGUGACUGUGCCUCUUGCCACCAGCCAGCUAAUGGAGUGAAGAUUUUCCCCAUCUACACACACACAUAAAACUCAGUCGUAACUGAGCAGAAGAAGAGUCUGGAAGAACUAAGGCUGGAAACCAUCAGUCUAUGACGAUCACCUUUGCCACUGAGAUUACAAGGCCUGCCAACAAUUACCCCUGAAUCAGACCUAAUGCAAAACAGCUUUAUAACAUUAGAACAAAGCUAUGCUCUCCGAGCACACCAUGCUCUAACUGGUUAAACCAAUGGCUUUGCCUGUAGAGUAGAAUUACAAUGGGGACUUUGGCUGUAGAGGUUAAUACCUGCAAAGAUCCCUAACUGGCAGAAAUGUGUGAAUAGCUGUAAUGCUGUAAACUCUGCCAGAAGACUGGUGCCCAUUACUAGAAUGCAACAUGACAUGCCUCUCACAGGAUCACAGCAGAUGAAGGUGCAAAAGUACCUGCUCUCUUCCGCUGCAAAGAAAAUGACAAAGCCCUUCAGUGCUGGGCUGCUAUGCUACCACUUAACUCAAAGACUGCAGAGGAGAAUGGUGGAGAGAAGGAGCUGAAGUCUGAGAAAUAUCAUACAAACAUCCAUUAUUCUAAAAAUAAUAGGUUUCUGAACAAGAUUGUCACGGCUGCUACUUUUGUCAUAUGUACCACACCCUAAGCCAGACCUCCAAGUAACCCAGUGCUUUUUUUACCUUUCUUUGCCAUGUAACAUCCUUUCCUAAUGACAGUUUUAAAUGCACUCAUGCUCAAUGGACUACUGCUUUAUACUACACAUUUAAGCACUGCAGCGUACCCUCCUUUUCCAGCCAUCCUGUUGAACUAAUUCAAACUAUUAGCAGCUUUACCUACAAGAAAAGAUGCUCCAAGCUUCAAGGAGACAGCUACAGUUUCACCAGGGGAGGAAAUGAAAAAAAAAAAACAAAAAACAAAAAACAGGCAGCACAAAGAAGCUAGUCUAACAAUGAGAGAAAUGUCAAGAAAUAGAAAUGUCAAAUCCCUUAGGGUGGAUUAAAAAAAAACCCAACUCCAGUUCAUCUCCAAGCAGUGUAUUCUGUAAUGAAAUUACACUCCGUAGUCAUCCCCUGGGGGAAACCUGCUCCAACUAAUCAGACUGUUGUUUUUAAAAGUUCAAAACAAAUGCAAGAAGGGCUAUGCAGCAUUCAUGCCCUCGAUGCCAAGAGCUCCAUUUAACUCUUCACAUGCAAAUGAUUCUUUCACCACCAGGAACCACAAAAAGCGACUGUGUGUCAAUACUGAACUAGUUCAAGAUACUGAAUGCUCUCCUUGAUGCUUACCACUUAGGGCAUCUUAGCUCGGUCUUUUAAAUCAGCCUUCCAAAGCUCCCCAACAGCAAAUCAAAAGGCUCUUCUACCCUUCUUCAAUCCUCCAAAAGCCUUUGCAAUGCCAUCAUUUCACAUGAUGCCCCUCAUAUUCUUGGCAGCUCAUGAUUCUGCCAAAUUCUUUUUUCUUAAUCAUUAUUUUUUUUAAAUAUACUUAACCUAGAAUCAUAGAAUGACUUGGGUUGGAAGGGAUCUUAAAGCUCAUCUAGUCUCAACUCCCUUCUACGGGCAGGGUUUCCACUCAGAUGAGGCUGCCAGGGCCCAUCCAACCUGGCCUCCAAGAACUCCAGGGACAGGGCACCAUAGAAGAAAUGGUCACUGAUUUACAGCAGCAGAACUGAGAUUGCUUCUCAUCCUCUGAAAUGCUUCACUUAAAUAUCAACAGUGAUCACCUUUGUGGAGAAUACCAUCAGCUAGAUGGCAUUAUAAUCCAUUAUAAUUGGUUCAACUUAAUGCUCUUGAAGGUCUUUUCCAGCUCAGAUGAUACUAUGCUACAUUUCAAGCUCUGUUACAUGCCUUCAGCACAGCUACAAAGCAAGUGACCGAAGCACUCGUGGCUUCUUCUGCAGCUUCAGUGCCACAGGAUAACAACAGCAAUUUUUACACUGAUGGAAUUUUGGCUCUUCCCAAUAUGCACCAAAUGAGUCGAACAAAAUAGACACACUAAAUGCAAUCUGGUCCAAAAUCUCUGGGUAUCACUGUUUCACACCAUCCAGAUCUACAUCAUAAGCCCAGAUGCUAUAAAAAUCAAAACUGUCUUAAGAACAGUAAGCACUUGGAACUUUCACUAGCUAGGUUCUUUGUACAAAAUGUCAUAGUCUUCAGUCACCUCAUAUAACAAAUCAAAAGGAGAGCUAUCGUAGAACUGAUUUAACUGAAGAGUAUUUUGGUGUGGGCAUAUCUAUAAGCACAAGUCCAUGCAGAUGUUACUGAGGGAUGAAUUUGGUGGCUCAAGCACAGCAGUGUUGGACAGCAUUGCUGCAUCCAAGCCAGAGUACAGGCAGAGCAUACACCAAUAUCCACCUGCACCAAUGAACACCUCUGCAUUUUCCAUGUAUACUCUAUUGAGAAAUGGAAGUUUAAUAUAAGUUAGGAUACUUUUAAACUUCUGUCUCAAAAGGAGAAGUCUACUACAUCGAGCUUUUGGAGUUCAAUGUCUCUCAUCUGUAAACAGGUGAUAAAACUGAUCUCAUCUGUUAGACAAGGGACCUUGCUUACUUGCUUUCUGCUUGGCAGAGCCAGCAAACUGUCAAAUUCCAACACAAUUUUUCUUACAAUAGGAUUGCCAAUUUGGACAGCAUUGUCAUACACAGGGUUUGAAUUCUGGGUGGUGCUGCACUGAAUCAAAAGAUGGACCCAAUGAUCCUUGUGAGUCUCUUCCAACUCAGGCUAUUUGAAGAUUCAGUGAUUUAUAAUAGAUAAUUCCUCUAGGAUGUUAUGGU